CUUGGGCAGAUCCAUAAGAAAGUAAGUGCCGGCUCUUUCAUCACCUCAUUUUUGUUGCUGCCAGAAGUUAACAUUGUUAGCUUAAUGUUCGUUCCGUUUGAAUGGCUUCAUUCCGAACUCAGCAACAGUUGUAGGUCCCUCUUGAGGGUGAAGCAGUUACAUGCAUUCCUUUUGAAGACCCAUCUCUCAGAAGACCCUUUUUACGCAACAAAAAUUGUCAGGCAGUAUGCAGUCAACAGCGACAUCAAAUCGGCCCAUCACGUGUUCGACAAAACUUCCAACCGAAGUGUCUAUCUUUGGAAUUCCAUGAUUCGAGCUUUCGCGCAGUCCCAAAGAUUUUUCAGUACAAUCUCUCUGUUUAGAACCAUGCUUGGGGCUGACAUAAGUCCUGAUGGUCACACUUAUGCUUGUGUUAUACGUGCGUGUGCUGACAACUUUGAUUACGGUACGCUAAGGCGUGUUCAUGGAGGUGCUGUGGCUGCAGGAUUAGGAUUGGACCCUGUUUGUUGCAGUGCCCUUGUGACUGCUUAUUCAAAACUCGGCCUUGUUCAUGAAGCGCGUAGAGUGUUCAAUAGGAUCACCGAACCAGAUAUAGUUUUAUGGAAUUCGUUGAUUUCUGGCUGUGGGAGCUCUGGUCUUUGGGAUGUUGGGAUGCAGCUGUUUAGUGCGAUGAAACUUGUCGGGAAGAAGCCUGAUGGGUAUACCCUGGCUGGGUUGCUUGUGGGUGUUGUAGAUUCUGGGAUGCUGAGCAUUGGCCAAGGAUUACAUUGUUUAAGUCAAAAGAGUGGGCUUGAUUCUGACUCUCAUGUUAGUAGUUUGCUGGUGAGUUUGUACUCGAGAUGUAAGUGCAUGGAUUAUGCAUAUAGAGUCUUUUGCAGUAUUUUGAAUCCUGAUUUGGUCACAUGGUCUGCUCUUAUUAUGGGGUAUUCUCAGGCUGGGGUGUAUGAGAAGGUGCUGUACCUUUUUAGGAAAUUAAACAUGGAAGACAGGAAGGCAGAUGCUGUCUUGGUUGCCAGUGUAUUGGCUUCUAUUGCUCGUACGACAAAUGUAGGACUUGGGUGCGAGGUACAUGGUUAUGCUCUUCGGCAUCGAUUGGAACUAGAUGUCAGGGUCUCCUCUGCUCUAAUAGAUAUGUAUUCAAAGUGUGGUUGCUUGCAGUUGGGAAUUAGUGUUUUCAGGAUAAUGCCAGUGAGGAAUGUUGUUUCUUAUAAUUCUGUAAUUUUGGGUUUUGGCUUGCAUGGAUAUGCUUCUGAGGCUUUUAAGGUAUUUGAUAAGAUGCUGGAGAAAGGAUUGGUACCUGAUGAAGCCACAUUCUCUUCUCUCCUUUCUACCUGUUGUCAUGCUGGCCUCGUCAAAGAUGGUCGGGAGAUUUUCCGGAGAAUGAAGGAGGAAUUUAGCAUCAGAGCUAGGGCUGAACACUAUGUUUACAUGGUGAAGCUCCUUGGCAGUUCUGGGGAGUUGGAAGAGGCUUACAGUCUGAUCCAGUCUUUACCAGAACCUGUAGACAAGGCCAUCCUGGGAGCCUUAUUAUCUUGCUGUAAUUCUUGCGGAAAUUCUGAGCUGGCAGAAACUUUAGCGCAGCAGCUUUUGGCAAAUAAUCCUGCCAAUAAUGUAUACAGGGUUAUGCUUUCUAAUAUAUAUGCGGGUGAUGGUAGGUGGGAUGAUGUUAAGAGAUUGAGGGAUAAAAUAACAGGAGGUAUGAGAAAAAUGCCCGGACUAAGCUGGAUCGAAAGCAGUUAGCCAGCUGCCGCUCUUGCCAGAAACAGAGAGGAUUCUCCAAAAGGUAUUAGAAUGUU
Molecule: messenger RNA, 1796 nt
Organism: Vigna umbellata (rice bean)
Lineage: Eukaryota; Viridiplantae; Streptophyta; Magnoliopsida; Fabales; Fabaceae
Product: Tetratricopeptide repeat (TPR)-like superfamily protein
Biological process (GO): RNA modification
Molecular function (GO): protein binding; RNA binding
Source: RefSeq, a predicted model, not a curated record